Molecule: messenger RNA, 3666 nt
Organism: Brienomyrus brachyistius
Lineage: Eukaryota; Metazoa; Chordata; Actinopteri; Osteoglossiformes; Mormyridae
Gene: tnpo3
Product: transportin 3
Exons: 23
Coding region: 166-2937 (923 amino acids)
Biological process (GO): protein import into nucleus
Cellular component (GO): cytoplasm; nuclear membrane
Source: RefSeq, a predicted model, not a curated record
ACGGGGGCGUUUACCGAGCACACGCGGGGAUGCUGUGUGUGUGUGUGACUGAGAUGGCGGUUAGACCAGUUCGCACGAGAGCUAAGUAGAUAUUAAAAGGCGUAUAUUUUAAAUUAACAAUAUAUUUGCAUUACACUUUUUUGCCUAGCCUCGUAGUACGGAGCCAUGGAGGGGGAAAAGCCGUCCCUUGCAUUAGUUUACCAUGCAGUGCAGGCUCUGUAUCACGAUCCGGAUCCCGCCGGCAAAGAGAGGGCGUCAGUGUGGCUCGGGGAGCUGCAGAAGUCGAUGUAUGCUUGGGAGAUUUCGGACCAACUCCUCCAGCUGAAGCAAGAUGUGGAGUCAUGCUACUUUGCAGCGCAGACGAUGAAGAUGAAAAUCCAGACCUCGUUCUAUGAGCUUCCGGCCGACACCCACAUCGCGCUGCGUGACUCGCUGCUCUCUCACAUCGAGAACCUCAAGGACCUCUCCCCGAUCAUCAUCACCCAGCUCGCUCUCGCCAUCGCGGAUUUGGCUCUCCAGAUGGCAUCCUGGAAGGGCUGCGUUCACACACUCAUCGAAAAGUACAGCGGCGAUGUCUCCUCCAUGACCUUCCUGAUGGAGAUUCUGACCGUGCUGCCUGAGGAGGUCCAUAGCCGCUCCCUCCGAAUCGGGGCCAACCGCCGUACGGAGAUCAUCGAGGACCUGGCCUACUACUCUGGCACCGUCGUUGCCCUGCUGGCGUCAUGCGUGGAGAAGACUGGUAGUAAUGAGAAGAUGCUCAUCAAGGUUUUCCGGUGCUUGGGCAGCUGGUUCAACCUCGGGGUCCUGGACACCACCUUCAUGGCCAACAGCCAGCUGCUUAUUCUCCUUUUCCAAGUGCUGCAGAGGGACGAGACCCCCACCAACCUGCACGAGGCGGCCUCGGAUUGCGUGUGCUCGGCGCUGUACGCCAUCGAGAAUGUGGACAACAACAUGGCGUUGGCGCUGCAGCUGUUUCGGGGUGUCCUCCUCCUAGAGACGGCCUAUCACAUGGCUGUAGCCCGCGAGGACCUGGACAAGGUGCUGAACUACUGCCGCAUCUUCACGGAGCUGUGCGAGACCCUCCUGGAGACAAUUGUGCAAAGUCCCGGCCAGGGUAUGGGGGAUCUUCGGACGCUGGAGCUGCUGCUGAUCUGUGCGGGGCACCCGCAGUAUGAGGUCGCUGAGAUCUCCUUCAACUUCUGGUACCGGCUGGGGGAGCGCCUGUACAAGACCAACGACGCUGUGCUGCACGGAAUCUUCCGGCCCUACAUCCAGAGGCUGCUGCAUGGGCUGGCUCGCCAUUGCCAGCUGGAUGCUGACCAUGAAGGAAUACCUGAGGACACAGAUGACUUUGGAGAAUUCCGGAUGAGAGUCUCAGAUCUGGUGAAGGACGUCAUUUUCUUAGUGGGAUCGAUGGAAUGCUUCUCACAGCUGUACUCCACGCUGAAGGAGGGCAGUCCGCCUUGGGAGGUGACUGAGGCCGUGCUCUUCAUCAUGGCUGCCAUCGCCAAGAGUGUCGAUCCUGAGAACAACCCAACCUUGACUGAAGUGUUGGAGCAGGUGGUCCUGCUCCCCCAGACGGUCCACAUCGCCGUCCGCUACACCAGCAUCGAGCUGGUGGGGGAGAUGAGUGAGGCGGUGAACCACAACCCCCGCUUCUUAGACCCGGUGCUGAAUUACCUCAUGAAAGGUUUGGGGGAGAAGCCCCUGGCUUCAAUGGCAGCCAAGGCCAUCCUCAGCAUCUGCUCCGUGUGCCGGGACCACAUGGCCCAGCACUUCCAGGGCUUGCUGGAGAUCGCGCGCUCCCUCGACUCCUUCGCCCUAUCUACAGAAGCUGCAGUUGGCCUCCUCAAAGGUACUGCUUUAGUUCUGGCACGUCUCCCACUUGAGAAAAUAGCCGAAUGUCUGAGUGAUCUAUGCGCUGUGCAGGUCAUUGCCCUUAAAAAGCUGCUAUCUCAGGACCACAGCAAUUCCAAGUCCGCCGACCCCACGGUUUGGCUGGACAGGUUAGCGGUCAUCUUCAGGCACACAAACCCAAUAGUGGAAAAUGGGCAAAUGCAUCCGUGCCAGAAGGUCAUCCAUGAUAUCUGGCCUGUGCUGUCGGAGACACUGAACAAGCACCAAGGCGACAACCGCAUCGUGGAGCGCUGCUGUCGCUGUCUUCGCUUCGCAGUGCGCUGUGUGGGGAAAGGCUCCGCCUCCCUGCUGCAGCCGCUGGUCACACAGAUGGUGAACGUCUACCGGGUAUAUCCCCACUCCUGCUUCCUGUACCUGGGCAGCAUCCUGGUGGACGAAUAUGGAAUGGAGGAGGGCUGCCGGCAGGGACUCCUGGACAUGCUGCAGGCUCUCUGCAUGCCCACCUUCCAGCUGCUGGAGCAGCCCAAUGGCCUGAGGAACCAUCCAGACACGGUCGAUGACCUCUUCAGACUGGCCACCAGGUUUGUCCAGCGCAGCCCCGUCACCCUCCUGAGCAGCCAGGUCGUCGUGCACCUGGUCCAGUGCGCCAUUGCAGCCGCCACCUUGGACCACCGGGACGCGAACUGCAGUGUGAUGAAGUUCAUCAGGGACCUCAUCCACACAGGCAUCACCAACGAUCAUGAAGACGACUUCGAGGUCCGCAAGCAGCUGAUCUCACAGGCCAUGCAGCAGCACGGCCAGCAGCUCAUCACGCAGAUAAUCCACGCGUGCUGCUUCUUCCUGCCUCCAUACACGCUGCCCGAUGUGGCCGAGGUCAUCUGGGAGGUCAUGCUCUUCGACCGGCCUACGUUCUGCCGGUGGUUGGAGAAUGCCCUCAAGGGACUCCCCAAGGAGACGUCCGGGGGGGCCGUGACUGUCACCAACAAGCAGCUCACAGACUUCCACAAGCAGGUCACCAGUGCUGAAGAGUGUAAACAGGUGUGUUGGGCCAUCAGAGAGUUCACAAGGCUGUUCCGAUAGCUGCCACGAGACCAGGACAAUCUUUCGAUUGAGAUGCAGAGAGGCAGCGAUGUGUUAACAGGAUGACCGCCGUUGGAACUGUGUAACUCCAAGAUGAUUCUGCUCGCUGGAGAGCCAACACGAUGGACCGCUGACGCAGGACAGACCACGUGCUCGUGUGAGGUCCCUUAGAGACGGCAUCCCCAACCCUGACCCCCACGGCCUGGCACGUCUUUGUCCACAUAAAACUAUGGGGUGGGGGGGGGGGGGUGGUAGUGAACUCGUUCGGCUGGAUUUCAUCAGAUCUCGGAUCCAUUACAGGCUGGGCGGGCCGCUGCUGAAGGAUGUGCCUGGCUAUGAAUGAAAAAGACUAUUUUUUUUUUUUUUUUUUUUAAUAAAUGAUUUAUUUUCAUGGACUGUCCGAACGUGCCACUAGGAGGCAGCCACUAGGACGUGCCACUAGGAGGCAGCACAGAGCUGUGGACGCCAGCCGGACAGACAGCCCAGCCAGCUGGGGGAUCUGGGGUCUUCAUUAAAAGGACACUUCCGCUCGUUCGGUAAAUUUUAAUGCUUUUUUUAAACAGCGGUGGGGAGUUUUAUUGUUUUAGUUGGCAGAACUGUUCCCCCUCCCCCCUCCCGAAUUGUGAUGUGAGAACAGUGUCACCAACAGGGGGUCCACAGCUGGACACACGCUGUGCCAUCCAGUGUUGUAACCAUCUUGAGAACAAUAAAAGAACACAACAAACUGGA